Cajanus cajan (pigeon pea) is the source of this 723-nucleotide messenger RNA. RefSeq lists its product as uncharacterized. The record is from RefSeq and is a predicted model, not a curated record. NCBI's taxonomy places the organism in Eukaryota, Viridiplantae, Streptophyta, Magnoliopsida, Fabales, Fabaceae.
AUGAUUGGUUUGGUAUCAAGUUUAGUUGGAUUCACCAGCUAUGCCAUGAUCCCUCCUUUCAACAAACUCUUCAACUACGGUGAGUUAGGGUUGUUGGUGGUCAUCAUAUACUGUGCCCUAGCUUCCCUUCUAUGCUGCUUCAUGCUUUGUUGUUCGACAACAUGGAGUUUACCAAACAAGAGGAGGAGUGUGUUGACAGCACAUGUAGUUUUCUUUGUUUUCAUGGCAACAUGUGUCUACUCCUUUUACGUUGACAAAACCCAACGAAAUACAAAGGGUGACAAAACGUUGAACUUGGUCUCUUGUGGAUCAUUUUCUCUCGUGUCCUUGAGUGUGUCGAGAUUAAGUGAGCUUGGAUUCGAAACGGGUGUGUUCAAUUUCUUCUUGGGUUCCCUCAUGGUGGCUGUCAUGAAAUGGAAUUUGGUUUUUGCCUUGGGAGCUGCAGCGUUUUGCUAUAUUCUUAUAACCAUUCGCACCUACUCAGAUCCUCAUUCCGAGAUGGAAAAUACACGCCAACAAGAAACACUUGAGAUGGAAAACAUGGAUACAACACUUGUAGAGACGGAAAUUGACAUAGAAAAAGAAGAAGAAAACUUAGAAACACAACUUAUAGAGAUUAAUCGCCUUCCAUGUAAUGAUUUGUACUGCCCAAACUGUUCAAAAUGUAUUGAGAGAACUAUUUUGCUAAAACCAAAAAGGAAGCUGUUCCGGCAGCAAGUAUAG